AUGCCGGCCAGACCUUCAGAAAUAUGUCUGCGGCUGAACAUCGAAGCCUUGUGCGCCUACCUGGACGCGGAAAAGCCGCUGCUCCCCGAGCCGGAUGAAGUGCAUAGGUUCCUCGAUGCCGUCAACAAAUACGGGAAGCACUGCUCGAGCACCGGAGAAUUUUCAUUGAGCCUGGAAGAGCUCAAGAAAUCGCUACUCGACCCGGCGUGCCCCAAAUUCUAUCGGGAACGCUUGUCCAGCCCGUUCGUCCAGCUCUCCAUCUUCAAGAACUUUUCAAAUGCGUAUUUUCGGGUGCCGGUCGAGGAUUUCCAACUGGUGGUCGAGACGAUAAAUGACUAUGUCGUUGAGCGGUGGAAGCUGACGGCUUAUGCGGCGACGAAUGGGCGAAUUCUAGGCGAGAAGGACAUGAACGAAUAUUUGACGGCGUUUAUCCGCGAAUACGCCAAUUUCCCUGAGGAAGACGUCGACUACGCCCUCUGCAUCUACCGCUCCAAGUUCUCGUUUUGUUUGGAUGGCGCCGGCACCUCGAACUACCAAAUUAAGGACCUGUUAUCAAGCGGGCUCGUCCGGGAGAUGCGCGACUCGCUCGCGCUGGAUUCCAAUAAUUGGUUCUCAAAGACGAACCUGCUGCGGAUUCUCGGCGAAUUCCAGGCGCUUGACACGAAUCAGGACGGUCUGCUGAAUUAUGAGGAAUUGAAGGCGAUGGAAGACGUGAAUCCGGAAUUCGUGUACCGACUCUGCCAAAAGAAGAUGAGCUUCGAGAAUGAUGGAAUCGAUUUUGGGGCAUUCUGCACAUACCGGCUCGCGAUGGACAACCCACAUUGCCUCGCCACCUGCCGAUAUCUUUUUGACAUUUUCGACGGCGACGGCGACGGGCUGUUGACGAUUGAGGAUUUGAGAGCGUUACUCGUCGCGCUGCGGAAGAAGCUGUACGAGCGCGAGUACAUGGACAUUCCGAAAUCCGAUGACGUGCUCCUGGCUGAGAUGUUGGACUGCGUCGGGUGCGCCGAUUUACAGAGGAUGAGCCUCAAACAGAUUUGUCGAUCCGGGCUGGCCCAUGUGUUUUUGCGGAUUUUCGUCAACACUGAAGAGUUCAUCAACUACGACCUGCGCGAGACGGAACCGGAAAAGGAUCCGGCGGGGCCAAUCUCUUCGCGGCUGUACCCA
Messenger RNA from Mesorhabditis spiculigera, 1167 nucleotides. NCBI's taxonomy places the organism in Eukaryota, Metazoa, Nematoda, Chromadorea, Rhabditida, Rhabditidae. The record is from the annotation of a GenBank genome assembly.